Colletotrichum karsti is the source of this 729-nucleotide messenger RNA. RefSeq lists its product as uncharacterized. NCBI's taxonomy places the organism in Eukaryota, Fungi, Ascomycota, Sordariomycetes, Glomerellales, Glomerellaceae. The record is from RefSeq and is a predicted model, not a curated record. Bases 1 to 729 code for a protein of 242 amino acids. The transcript is spliced from 2 exons.
AUGCCCACAACAUUCAUAGUCGCUUUUGCGACGGUGGUCGGGAUGACGGAAGCUAUCCGACACAUUCAAAUCCAAGCCCGAAGGAAAGAACACCGCAGCCGCAAGAAUAACCUCCUGAUCCGGUGCCGCAAAUCGACUCGUUAUUCCCCGGACCUCGAAGGGAAGCAUGUCGUUCUUUCCGGAGACAAGCUCUUCGUUGAUACCGGGCUUGACCCCGACUCGGCGUUCGGCCACCCGUUCACGGGGUACUACCUGCCGUACCCAGAGAGGGAAUACGCGGGGCUCGUGUCAACCAUCUGCGAGGAGCCGCCCAUCAUGAACUGGAUCUACGUUGAUCGGGAAACGUACGAGGUCAAGUUUGGAACUCGUCCAUACGCCCAGCCGAACUAUACAGGGCCAUUCGACUGUACCCGGCAAGACAAGCGGCUUACUUUUGCUGGCUGGGAGGGAUUUUUCGUUGUCAAGACGGGUGACUUCUGGGCUCUCUACUUUGAUAUUGAGCAGGACCGGCUGAAGUCAAAGCUAGGAGAUGGGGCCCUUGCUCUGGCAGUGGACCUCUUGCGCAUCGAAAUACCCGUCAUGCCAGUGAAGCCGGAGGACAAGGAGGAGGAAAAGCUUGUAGGCCAAGACGCCAGCCAAGAAGUCCAUCAUCCUGGCCAAGAAGGCGAAGAUAGUAGCACUACGGCGAGAGGGCCCGAAAUGGAGUUGGACUCUCCCGAGGUUGACUGA